GAACAAUCUUAACUCUAGUCAGAACUGCUGUAUUUUCAAACUCUGGCCGCUACUACGUCACCAUCACUAACACGAAAUAGUAACAGUGUCGGUACCAUAUUUAAUAAACCGUAGUUUGUUGAACAAGCCUGUUUGCUUCAAAGCCGAAAAAUAUCAACAGAAAUGAUUGCUACGCAUUCUUGCUCGAUACGUCUAGGCCGCGUGGCCGCCAGAAAGCUAACGACGAAUAACAUACAACGAGUCCCAUGCGCAUUGUUGGGAUCGUUUGCGCCGGGAUCGGCGUCAUUGCCAUCGUCGCCAUCUCGCCUCUGCGAAAGGAGGCUGCACACAUACCAGCCCAUGGAUGAUCUGUUCCAGUCUUCGAAAGACCAAGGGCACGUCGUUAUCGGACAAGACUUUGUCGGCAAGAMAGCAAGCAUCAGACGGGUCUUCGGACCUGGAGCAAACGCCCAGGCAUUGCUAACCUGUGGCGGAGAAGAAUUGGCACAAAAUGCUUCCUUUGAUCCGAAUUACGAGAUGUCCAAGGACUGGAUUAGAUCGCGGGCAGUAGGACCAGCAGUCUUGUCGUCGACCCUUAUUUCCGGACUUGUUGGGGCCUUGAUCGAAGCGAGCUUUCCCCAAACUGUGCCACAGAAUGCUUCGCUCAGUUUUCUCCGGCCGUUGAUUGUUGGCAUGGAAGUUGCGGCCUCAAUCCAGGUGGAAUCGAUCAGCGAAUCGAAACGGGACGACAAAACAACCAGUGGGGCAGCGAACGGAUCCGCCGAGAAAGGCUACGAAAUUCUACUGUCAACCCGGGUGAUUCGUGUACAGGACGACGCCGUUAUUGCCGAAGGUUACAGCACGGUCUGGAUUCCUGGUUGUUUGUAGCGCAAUAGAGCAGCAUGAUGAUGUGCCUUGUACAUUCUUUAACAGCCUGUAAUUUUUAAAAUUUUAUUUUGUCAAACGCAAACGAAUGAGCGCCAGCAAACUAUAACUCUCUUUGUUAUUUGCUGCGUCGUUGAUGAUGGUACCAAUGCUUUGCGUCGCGCCUCGUAUUGUGUGACUGUUGAAACUCGCUAUGAAAAGUCUACGGCAUCUUCAAACAACCAAAGUUCACUGAACUGCGUGGAAUUUCUUCUCUAUAAUUAUUUGUAUAUUAUGGUGUUUAUUUUCGUUGUUGUCAAGCACCGGCAAGGAUGGCAAGUUGAUACAGUCGGAAUCAUAACUUGAGUUUGCUGUUUCCAAUAAUGRCAGGCACAAAGA
Molecule: messenger RNA, 1242 nt
Organism: Pseudo-nitzschia multistriata
Lineage: Eukaryota; Bacillariophyta; Bacillariophyceae; Bacillariales; Bacillariaceae
Source: the annotation of a GenBank genome assembly